UAACUAAUAAGUAUACAGUGUAAAAGUAGUCCAGGUAUAUAGAGAGUUCAUCGGAUUCAAAAUGGAGUUUCUUCUUGGAGUUGAAGGGAAAGAUUUUGUGAUGGUUGCAAGCGAUUGUAAUCAAGGACGGAGCAUUGUGCGAAUGAAAGAUGGUAAACUAUAAAUCCCUGAUAUUGUUUUGUCAUAGUAUGUAUUGUUUGAACGCGUGUGGUGGUGUUUUUGCGUGAUAACUCUCGCAAAAUGCUGUGCUAUAUGUUUCUCAAUUUUUUGCCUCGUGACUCAGCUUUUCUUCAAUGCUUUAGUUGAAUGGUGUUAAAUUGUGCAUUAUAACGUUAAGGGGUCAAUUGUAGUAUAUUAGUGCCAUGUAGAAGUUAGAACUGGCUCAUUCUUUAAAAGAACCCGUUCCAUUUCAUUAAUUCAGUCUGCAAUUCAUGAAUUAAAGACGUUUUCCUGAACAAAUAAAAUGGGAUUUAUUGAAGAAAGCAGCGGUCCAGUACAGUGGUUUGACUACCUUUCAGGCGUUCGUUGCAGGAGUUGUCAAUAAAAUUGGCAUCCAUUGUUGUAAUCUCUUAGUAACACCUUAACUAAGGCUUUGUUUAGCAAGCUUGAAAAAACUUGGUGGAUAGCAUCAUCUGGCCACAGAAUAAGGCACACAGAAGGUCGACUCGAGUAACCGCUGCCACGCCAUGAUUCAUCAUCAAAAUGCUGACGAUAUGGUCCUAGCCAGUGUGCGUUUGAGAGGCCUUUGUACAACUGUUCCCUUGGGUUUAGGUGUACUGUUUUACUGUAAUUAUAUUUCUAUCAUUUUCAUUACCAAACUGUGCAAAAAGAAACUUUGUGAAAUUGUGAACCCCUAAUUUUUUGGUGCACAUAAUUGCUUUUUUCUAUGAUGAUUUGUCAUUUGUAGGCCGUUCAUUCACUUCCUGAGUCAAUUAGGCAGAAUUCACCCUUCUGGAAAAUGCGUCGUUUUGGCCAUAGAGCCUCGUUUUUGCAUGUGACAUUAGUUAAAGCAUAAUGUCUCAAUCAUGAGAAUGAGGCUCUAUAUCCAAGGCGACAUACUUUCCGUAAGGGUGUAUUCCACAUUCAUGUGCAUUGAAGAAUAUUAAAUUGACAAAUAUUUUAGAUUACGACAAAAUGUUCAAAUUAAGUGACCAACUGGUGAUGUUGGUCACAGGAGAGUCUGGUGAUACUGUCCAGUUUGCCGAGUACAUAGAGAAGAAUAUUCAGUUGUAUAAGAUGAGAAAUGGUAAGUUUAGGGAGAAAAUGACAGCCACAGGUCAGUGACAAAAAUCACCCCAAGUUAAUGUCUUCAAUAUUGUUAUUAAUCUUGCAUGAUCUGGGCCAGUGUAGGUAGUGGCAAAAAUAAGAAAGCACUUCGGAUUGAUAGUGAUACAACUACCUGAAAAUACAAGGAGAACUUCAAUGAUUCGAGCAAAGGCCCUUCAUCAAGCCUUGUUGUUAGCAUCUGAGUAUGAACAUUUAAUAAAUUUAGCAAAUUAAUAAAAACACUAUCUUUUGCUAACCUCGUCCACAGGCAUCUCUUAAACUAGCUCUAAGAAAUGCCUGCAGAGGAGCUAGCCUUUGCCAAAUGAAAUCUAAGAAAUGCCAAAACUCCGUUUUCAAAUACCAAAACUGUGUUUUCAAAUGCCAAAACUGUGUUUUCAAAUGCCAAAACUGUGUUUUCAAAUCCCAAAACUCAGUUUUCAAAUGCCAAAACUCUGUUUUCAAAUCCCAAAACUCUGUUUUUCAUGCCAGAACUCAUAAUGGGAAUUGUCCAUUGUUUGCCAAUUAAAACAUGAUAAUUGUAACAUAUAGGAUAUGAAUUAUCACCACAUGCUGCAGUGAACUUCACCAGAAAAGAACUUGCUGACUAUCUUCGUAGUCGGGUAUGUUAUCUUUCAUAAAUGUUUUUAAAUUUGCUUCUUUAGUUGUACAGUAUAACCUUGUUAGAACUGGUUAUAAAUGUCUCAACAGUAGUGUCCUCUCUUCCCACUAGACUCCAUAUCAAGUGAACUUAUUACUGGCUGGUUAUGACAAGCAUUCAGGACCAGAAUUAUAUUACAUGGAUUAUUUAGCAUCACAGCAGAAGGUAACACAACACUGUAUUAUCAACUACUAUUGGUGCUAAAGCAACCUAAUUUCUACCCUUCUUGUUAACAUUGACUACUAUCCGGCGGAGGUAAUUUGCAGAACGCAAAACGCAACUUUUGUACUUUUGCUCAGCUUUUACGGGGUUGGGACUCUAACCCUAACACUUUCGGACAGUUUUUACAUAUCACCACUGAGCAAAAGUACAGAAGUCGCAUUCUGGAAAUUCCCGCCCUCUACUAUCCAGUGAUUCUACUCAAAUGUUUUCUCCAAAAGGUACCAUAUGCUGCUCAUGGUUAUGGAGCUUUUUUUACCAUGGGAAUUUUGGACAGAUAUUAUCAAGCAGGUACAUAAAUGUAGUCAAUCUGGUUGAUGUUGCAUUUCCUAAAGCAUUAGGAAUUAUUCAUAGAAAUCCUCCACAAAUUUACACUAAAAUGAUCUUUUUAUUGUGUUUUUUCAAGAUAUGUCUUUAGAAGAAGCUCGAAAAGUGAUAAAGCAAUGCAUUUCUGAAGUAUGGUUUGAGAAUAGGCAUUGUUUGUUUGUUUGUUUGUUUGUUUGUUUGUUUAUUUGUUGGUUUGUUUGUUGGUUUGUUUGUUUGUUUGUUUGUUUGUUUGUUUGUUUGUUUGUUUGUUUGUUUGUUUGUUUGUUUGUUUGUUUGUUUGUUUGUUUGUUUGUUUGUUUGUUUGUUUGUUUGUUUGUUUGUUUGUUUGUUUGUUUGUUUGUUUGGUUGUUUGUUUGUUUGUUUGUUUGUUUGUUUGUUUGUUUGUUUGUUUGUUUGUUUGUUUGUUUGUUUGUUUGUUUGUUUGUUUGUUUGUUUGUUUGUUUGUUUGUUUGUUUGUUUGUUUGUUUGUUUGUUUGUUUGUUUGCUUGCUUGUUUGUUUGUUUGUUUGUUUGUUUGUUUGUUUGUUUGUUUGUUUGUUUGUUUGUUUGUUUGUUUGUUUGUUUGUUUGUUUGUUUGUUUGUUUGUUUGUUUGUUUGUUUGUUUGUUUGUUUGUUUGUUUGUUUGAUGAAGAGUUUUUAAAUUUAACUUGCUGUGUCCAAAUAUUAAAUAUCUAUAGCUGAACACAGGAUGUCACCCCUAAGAUAUCAUCCCCACAACAACAAAAAGUGUCAAAAAUGUAUUUCAUCUACUAAACUGUUCAUUUUCUUCCACUAUGUAGCUCCAGAAACGAUUCUUAAUAAGCAUGCCAAAUUUUAUAAUUCGUUACAUCGACAAAGACGGCAUCCAUGAUCUUGAAAAACCAGACACUGUUGUUCCAUUGUAAAAUGCCACCAUAUGUCCUUCACAGCGUUGGUAUGAAAAGGUAAACAAUACCUUAGCGAGACUGUCCUGGUUUUGUUCAAUUCAUACAUUUUCCUAAGCAAUACAUUGUUUAGAAAUCAAUUAUUGCUGUACAUGUGUGUCCAUUUAGUACAUAUUAAAUGUUACUAUAGAUAGUUCUUAUUAAAUGUUACCAUACAUGUUUCUGGGUUCCUUGUUGUUUUGCUUGGGUGUGAAAUGAACUAUCAUUUACUUAUUCAUUUUCCCAACGUUGAUUGGCUAAUUUUUCUACAAAAAACUGCUGAGAAUAGUCAGCUGCAAAUAACUGGUGCAAAUAAUGUCUGAGCAUGCGCUCUU
Messenger RNA from Paramuricea clavata, 3706 nucleotides. NCBI's taxonomy places the organism in Eukaryota, Metazoa, Cnidaria, Anthozoa, Malacalcyonacea, Plexauridae. The record is from the annotation of a GenBank genome assembly.